GUAUGGGGAAAUCUCCCCUCCUGUUUUUUUCCCCCAAACGUUUCAACGCAACUCUUCCAGUGAACAGGCUAGCACACAAAAUACCACAAAAAGUGAUUUUUAUAUUGAAGAGAAUCAUGAAAAAGAAAAACGAUUACCUUGAAUGGUUAAAAUAUUUAUGUGUCAAUUUCUGAUGCGAAAAAUAAACGAACGAAGCCUUCAGCAAACACACUCGCUAACCAUGCAAUAUGGGGCCCGUGCGACGUAUGCGGCAUGAACCACCCGGUGCAGACGUUUCCCCCCUCCAAUGGGAAAAGCACACGGUAACUUUAGUUGUUCAGGCGAGUGCGGUGAUCAUUACGUUGGUAACUGCUGAAGCGUUCGGUUGUCUUUUUCGUUCAGUGCUGUCGAAUAGUGAUUAAAGUUUGUCUGUUUGAUAAAUCUGUUUGUGCGCCAUAUCGUUCAAUCUUUAUUACGUGAUUUUAUUCGCAAGACGAGUGCUGUGUUAAACGGAAACGAAGUUUUAUACUAAUUGUGCUGGUGUCUGAAAACUUUAGUGAGAAGUUUAUCUUUUGUACAACAUACGAAGCGUCUUCCCGCUUUGCUAGAAGCCAUUUUGUGUAUUCUUUGAACGUGUUCCUCAAGCGAAGGAAUUGCCGUUGAAAGGUUCCAUUGUACUACGAUCCGUUCAAACCGCUCUAGGAGAAGCACACCAUAUAUGGCAAUGAAGCUUUGCAUGUAAUUCCAAAAAUCAGUAACAUCAGUGUGAACAGUAAUAGGAAGCUGUUGUUGGAAAUUUGUGCGACAACAGUCGCGUGCUGACCGAAAGAGGGAAAGGAAAUUUCCUACGUGGUUUUCUGGCAAGAAAGUGCUAGGUGUUGCUGAGAAUUUGUUUCGAGUGCGUUUGUGUGAUAUUUCAGCUGUACGCGGUACCAUUAGAUCUUUAGCGCGGCAAAAAUGAUGGUUCAGCAUAUAGGCGACGAGUUCGUUCGAUCGCAACAUACCAUUUCGAUUAAGGCGGGACUAGCGCGCCAAAUGCUUCCGUUAAGGAAAUUGAACGUUCCCAACAUGGAAUGGUCAGUAUGCGGUUCGUUCGAGAGAGGGGAAACCUCCAUUGGACUUAUUCUGGACUACUGCAACAACCAGAACCAAGGCACAUGGGCCGGCUUGCACUGUGAAUUUAUGAACCGAAAUGGUACAAUGGCGUGCCGCCAGACUAAAAUGUGCUUCCUGCGUCCGCAGGAGACCAUGUACCUCAAGGUGCGCCUUUUUCCGGAAGGCCACUACAAGCGCCGAUUGUUGUCAACCGGGCGCGAAAAUGUGCCGCCAGGAAACAUUUUUAUUCGCAUCACUACCACGUUGUUUUGUGGUACUUCGAAAUCACGCUUGGAAACUAUUCUCGCGCGAAACAAUUCCAUACUCCAAACCGUAGCCUGGCCAGCGGUCUCGGAUAGAGUGUUGCCAAAAGAGCCCGAUUUCAGUAUCGUGUUCCCAGACGGAAAGCAGUAUCGCCUGAACAAGGCUGUGACACUACGGAAGUUGGGUCCGCAGUCACCGUUGCACCAAUGGCACACGGAUUUUCCCGACAGCAAGGUAUUUGAGGCAGCUAUAAGUAUUCCGUUGCAAGAGAAGUCGCAGUUGUUCUUCUAUGAUUUUAUAGUUACUAGCUACAUACAGUGGAAGAGAUUUGAAUAUGACAUGCUGUACGAACUGCUGUACAUAGCAAAAUAUUUUAACUACGGUGCCCUGAUACGGUUGUGCGGGGUGCAACUAAUUCAUAUGUUGCGUAACCGGAUUGCUACAGUGAUCGAUAUGAUGCGUAUAGGUCAGUUAGAGCUGCCACUCAUUCAAAAUAUCCACGUAUGCCACCAAGUAACGACCAGAGUUCUCCCGGAGGUUGGUAACGCAUCUGAAAUGGUAAACGAUGAGGAGGAAUAGGAGGAGACCGCAGGAGUUCGUUCCAAAACUUCCAUCAAGCAUAGAGAUGCUAUUAUUACGUCUGAGAUACGUACAAAAGACACAGCACUGCCUGUAGUCGUAACUAUUUGAUUUAAAAAUCGAUCAAACUAUUUGAUUUAAAAAUUAAUAGUAAUAUUACGCUUGAAUAUGCUAAAUGAAUAGUGUACAAUUUAAACCAAUUUAGAACGAUCGGUGAUUUUGCCGUAGUUCAAUAUAAGCUCUUGAAAGUUUCAUUUCAUCUAUUUACAAAAGGAAUUUGAAUCAUCUUUUUUUUAUAGUUGAAACAUUUUUAUACUUUUUAUUCACUUUGUUCAGGGGAUUUAUAGUUUUCUGCGUUAAAACGCAUAUAUUGAAUUGGUUUUUGGCUGUUGUAUGAAUACCAUUUUUAUAUAAAUUUGCAUUACAUUAUUUACAUGAAAUUGAAGGUUAAACAAAAUGGUCGAUUAUUCGAAAAGCUUAGCAUAAAAUCCACAGGAUUAGGUUCGUACAUAUGAGCAAAGAAUAUUAAGCAAGACGAACACGGAGAUGUACAGGGGAUUUUGAUAGAAUUUUAUAGUUAUGUGUAGAUUGAUGUGCGAGGAAAUUCAAAACAACAGGAUUCAACAAGGAUAUACUAAUAACUUGAGUUCAUAAACGUUUGUUCUGGAGUAUUUUGCUAAUAUCAGCGUAUAGUUAUCACGUUAUUAAAGCAUUCAAAGUGCGGUGCAUCUUGAAGAACAAUUCGAAAAUGGAGAAUUUAUUAGGUGGAGGAUGGGUUACACGAUUUUAUUGCGCCUAGUGUAGGAUGGGUAAAACAAUACACAACAAUGCGAAUCCGUACAUACAAUUCAAAUUGUAUUGAUUAAGACCUUAGCGAGUUGAUGACCACUUGCCAACCGCGAUUUGCAGUCAGUACAGGAGAUAUAGUGUACCCAAAGCUACAUUAGAAUAAAGCUAGAAAUAUCCAGUUCGGAAGUGUAUCGUGUUAAAGGAU
Molecule: messenger RNA, 2911 nt
Organism: Anopheles funestus (African malaria mosquito)
Lineage: Eukaryota; Metazoa; Arthropoda; Insecta; Diptera; Culicidae
Exons: 3
Coding region: 937-1917 (326 amino acids)
Source: RefSeq, a predicted model, not a curated record